CUCCCCUCCCCUCCCCCCCCCCCCCCCCCCCGCCUUCCAUGUUUCCUCUAGAGCCCAGCUCAAUUUCUCCAAGGAGUACUGUGUCACUAGUCCAACCCCACCUUCAUCUUUCUCUAGGUUCUCCUGUGACUAAGUUGUAACUGGUCCUUGAAUGCCGCUGCUUAUAGAUGCAGACUGCUUGAGUUCAAAGCCCACAUAUUAACUCUGUGACCUUGGGGCCACAUCAUGCUGAAUGAGAGCUGAGAAGUGGAAUCGCCACUGUCAACCCAUCCAUGUUGUGGGAUGCCCACUGUUCCCCCAGGAUCACUCAAGACCCUGUGACUUGUGGUCACUGAUGAGUGGAUCAAGUGAAGGGAACAGGCUUCUUUUUACCCCCGUCAUGCAAAAAGAGCACUGUGAAGCAGACCACAAAUCCCAGGAAGUCACAGAGGGGCAACACGGCGUGCUGGAUGGAACACUAACCAGUCAAAGACUCGGAGACCUGGGUCCAAUGUGGGUUGUCCCUCACUCAUCACGCAAGAUAAUUGCCUUUGAUGAGUUAAGGACGGAUUUUAAGAGCCCCAUAGACCAGUGCAACCCUGUUCAUGCGAGGGAACGGCUGAGGAACAUCGAGCGCAUCUGCUUCCUUCUGCGAAAGCUGGUACUGCCAGAAUACUCCAUCCAUAGCCUCUUCUGCAUCAUGUUCCUGUGUGCGCAAGAGUGGCUCACGCUGGGGCUGAAUGUCCCUCUACUGUUCUAUCACUUCUGGAGGUAUUUCCACUGUCCGGCAGAUAGCUCAGAACUAGCCUACGACCCACCAGUGGUCAUGAAUGCCGACACUUUGAGUUACUGUCAGAAGGAGGCCUGGUGUAAGCUGGCCUUCUAUCUCCUCUCCUUCUUCUACUACCUUUACUGCAUGAUCUACACUUUAGUGAGCUCUUAACGCAAAGACCAUGCACGUCAUCAGAGACUGAGAUGGGAGAGACCUCAGAUGGAGAGAUGCAUUUCUGCUGGUGACUGGAGGAGGGACCAGAAUGGGGAUAUGUGAGAAAUAGACCCGGCAGGCAGUCUGACUGAAUGGGAGCUGGGAUCACGCAGCCAGCCGGGAGCCAAGUUAACCCUGCGUGUCUGUUGUCGCCCUGUGUGUCAAUCUUUGGCAUUCGAAUUCCACAUACAGGGUCCUAGAGCCCUUCUGAGCAUCAGUGGUGUGGGGGAGUAGGUGACAAAACACUAGACCUCUCCUGAGAGAGAAUUGCUGCUUCCUGAAUCCACUUCAUUGAACAGCACCUUGCAAGUUCACACUGAGUUCCUGGGCCAUGGGAGCGGAGGCUGGAAGGCUGCAAGGUGCUUGCUAAGGAACAGAAUGACCCAGAGUCAAGGCCAAGUCUGCAGGGACCUGUUGAAAGCCUCGAGAAUGCCUUGGCUGCCCAAGACUCUUGUUGCCUUUCUUCCAAGCCGUGGCCACACCCUUUUUCUCAAAUGAGAGGGGCUGGAGGGUGUGUGGGUUUUGCCUUCAGCUGUAACCAGCCUUGAGCUCGCGGGGCUGUUUUCAGCUGAGGAGGGGUGAAUAUAGGAAAAAUGGAUUUUUGAAACGUUUGAAACAUGUUCAAGGUGUUAGUUCUCCACCGCACAAGUUGUAUUCUUCUUUUGCCACCUCAAACCAUCCGAAUCAUUUAAUGCAAAUCAAUUGGUCAAUGCUAGUCAAAGCUAUGUUCUUACAAAAACCCCAGACAGCUCAGAGCUCAGAAAAUCCUGUGGAGUGUCUGCUCUGUACCAUGGGCAUCCGGCAGCCAGGAAGUGAGACAACAUAAUUAUAACUUCGUUUUAUGAUGCUGCAUCAUUUGUACUGUUUAGGUCGACACGAGGACAUCAUCUUAUUUAGAAUUUUCCAUUUGGCAAUCUCUUUUGGGUGGGAGUUGUGCUGGGGGUUGUAAAUAAUGACAAGGCUGAGAUUUUUAUGAUGUUUAAAUUGGGCACAAUGAUUUUGACCUUAUUCCCCAAACUUCUUUUCUACUGUUUAACAUACACAGGCUAUUUAUACACAUCCCCAUCUCCCACCUGAAACCUGUGACUCAGGUUUAUGAAUGGUGUUUGUGUAGCAACACAUUGUGUGCUAUGUUUAUUAAAAUGCAGCGACAA
Molecule: messenger RNA, 2118 nt
Organism: Piliocolobus tephrosceles (Ugandan red Colobus)
Lineage: Eukaryota; Metazoa; Chordata; Mammalia; Primates; Cercopithecidae
Gene: CNIH3
Product: cornichon family AMPA receptor auxiliary protein 3
Exons: 9
Coding region: 233-922 (229 amino acids)
Biological process (GO): vesicle-mediated transport
Source: RefSeq, a predicted model, not a curated record